Messenger RNA from Exophiala dermatitidis NIH/UT8656, 1320 nucleotides. RefSeq lists its product as uncharacterized. NCBI's taxonomy places the organism in Eukaryota, Fungi, Ascomycota, Eurotiomycetes, Chaetothyriales, Herpotrichiellaceae. Bases 1 to 1320 code for a protein of 439 amino acids. The record is from RefSeq and is a predicted model, not a curated record. Gene Ontology annotation, cellular component: nuclear membrane; nuclear envelope. Gene Ontology annotation, biological process: lipid homeostasis; nuclear envelope organization. The transcript is spliced from 3 exons.
AUGGCAUUCCGCGGUACAGAAAGCCCCAUGGACUUUGAAUGGCAAGGGCAUGGUCCCGUCGAUCCCAGCUCUCCCUUUCAUAAGCACAUCAUGGAUGCCCAAGCCAAGAAGAGAACUCACAGCGAGUUUGAUUCUCCCAGGAAAACUCCCAGCGCCGCCUCGCGCGAUCUGAACAAUCCACCGUCCCUCUUUUCCAAUCUUCCCGCCUCACCGUCUCCAGCAUCUCCGUUCCGCGCGCCCUCAUUUACCACUCCUCGCAAGCCGUUCGAUAUCGACUUUUCCUCGGGUCCUGAGAACUCAUCUCCGCUUGAUCAGACAGACAAUGACGAUACACCCGAGGCCAAGCCUCUCCCGAUAGAAUUCAAAAGCGGUUCUCGCAAACCAGAACCGAGACGCAGCUCGUUGUUUGGACUCUACGGCAGAUGGGCUCCUAGCCCAGGAAGAGGGGAAAUUCGGAAACCCCACGGCGAUCCCAUUGCCAGACGGAUACACAGGAAAAGACGACGGGCCCAAAAGUUCGACAAACAGUUGCUUCUUGGCAAACUUGACGUGGAGCAAACCGACGAUAGUGAGGAUGACGUUCCUCCCAGUCCAUCGAAAAAGAAAACACCAAAGGUCGAAGAAGUGGGUUGGAUUGCCGGCUUGUUCACGUUCAUCCACACAUAUCCUGACGCCCCCUCGAUCAUCGCAAAAUACCUCCAGGUCUUCUUCAACGCCGCCAUUCUAGGUGGUUGUCUGUACAUGUUUUGGUCAUUCUAUUCCACUAUAAGAGCAGAUGUGGACCGUGCCAGUGACGAUGCUAUGGCUGAAGUGCUGGCCGAGAUGGCGAUAUGUUCGAAGAAUUAUGUGGAAAAUCGAUGUGGCGCGGACACCAGAUUGCCAGCGCUCGAAGUCAUUUGCAGCAAUUGGGAGUUAUGUAUGAACCGCGAUCCGAAUGCGGUCAAACGAGCCAGACUAAGUGCACAUACCUUUGCCGAGAUUUUCAACAGUUUCGUGGAGCCUAUCAGCUUGAAAACAAUGAUCUUCACCAUCACUCUGGUUGUUGUUGGAUUGCUUGUCAACAACUUCACAUUUACACUCUAUCGAAGACAACAAGAGCAGCACAAUGCAAGCAUGUAUCGACCACCUUCCGGUUCAUACCCCAACGGCCCAGUGGGUCAAUAUGGCUUGCCUCCGGGGACACCGUUCCACCAGGGUUAUGUGGGCUGGCAACCCGACCAAGGGUUUGGCAACCAUCAGCAGCAAUUAGAAUAUCAGCGGAGUCCCAGCAAAGAACAUCGAGCGCGAAGUCGCAGUCCUGAAAAGAAAAUUUUGGCAUGA